GAAUACGUUUUGUUUAAUCAAAGCUCAGCGUGCCUUUGGUGUGGUCUGGUCCCCUCAACGCCCACCCAAAUCCGCAGUUAGAACACGAAAAGGAGUGAAAGAGGCAAACGUGUGGCUCUCUUUUCCAGGCCGAACCUCUUUCGUCCUCCACCACCAACGACAACAACGACAACAACGACGAAGAUGUUCGCCAAUUUUAAAGCUUCAAGUUCUGUCCUCCUGUUUUCCCGGAUCUCCCUCUAUUUUUCCACCAACUUGUUCUUCGAACCAACUCUCACAAUCCCCUUCCAUCAUGUCUCUAACAAUUAAAUCUCACUUCGCUUAUCCUACUUACCUCAGCUUCACCACUAAACCCAGCAGAUUCACGGGUUAUAACACUAAAAUCCGACCAAAUUCUAUUUACCAUUUUAAUCCUUUAAAAUUAACUUAUUACCAACCCAAAAAAAUGCAAGCCCCCGUCCAGUAUUCUCCAGCUCCCGUGAUCAAGAGCUCGUUGAUCGAGCCUGAUGGCGGGGCCCUCGUCGAUCUGGUUGUCCCAGAGGGCGAAAGGGGAGCGAAGACGAUUGAGGCCGAGUCAUUGCCGAAGGUGAGGCUAACCAAAAUCGACGUGGAGUGGGUGCAUGUAAUCAGCGAAGGCUGGGCUAAUCCUUUGAAAGGAUUUAUGAGGGAAGAUGAGUAUUUGCAAAGCUUACAUUUUAAUUCUCUGAGAUUGAAAGAUGGGUCUAUUGUCAACAUGUCACUUCCCAUUGUUUUGGCUAUUGAUGAUGAGACUAAGGAGAGAAUCGGGUCUUCUUCCCAUGUUGGGUUGGCUGGACCUGAUGGAGACUUGAUCGCCAUUCUUAGGAGCAUUGAAAUCUACAAGCAUAACAAAGAAGAAAGAAUUGCUAGAACAUGGGGAACAACUGCACCAGGUUUGCCAUACGUGGAGGAAGUCAUUAUUCCUGCUGGAAACUGUCUCAUUGGAGGUGACCUAGAAGUUUUGAAACCUGUAAAAUAUAAUGAUGGGCUUGAUCACUACAGACUUUCCCCCAAGCAACUCAGAAAGGAAUUCGAUAGGCGUAAUGCUGAUGCUGUUUUUGCUUUUCAGCUAAGGAAUCCCGUGCAUAAUGGACAUGCACUAUUGAUGAAUGAUACUCGGAGACGACUUCUAGAAAUGGGUUUCAAGAAUCCAAUCCUCUUGCUUCAUCCUUUAGGUGGUUUCACUAAGGCUGAUGAUGUGCCCUUGGAUGUUCGGAUGGAGCAACACAGCAAGGUCCUAGAAGAUGGAGUCCUUGACCCUGAGACUACCAUUGUGGCCAUAUUCCCAUCACCUAUGCAUUAUGCAGGUCCAACAGAGGUACAGUGGCAUGCCAAGGCAAGGAUAAAUGCUGGGGCUAACUUCUACAUUGUUGGUCGUGAUCCUGCUGGAAUGGGUCACCCAACAGAGAAAAGGGAUCUGUAUGACCCUGAUCAUGGGAAAAAAGUCUUAAGCAUGGCUCCUGGCUUGGAAAAGCUUAAUAUUUUGCCGUUUAGGGUUGCGGCUUAUGACAUGGUGGCAAAGAAGAUGGCAUUUUUUGAUCCUUCACGUGCCAAAGAUUUCCUCUUCAUCUCUGGAACCAAGAUGCGAACCUAUGCAAGAACUGGUGAGAACCCUCCCGAUGGUUUUAUGUGCCCUGGGGGAUGGGAAGUCCUUGUCAAAUACUACGAGAGUUUGCAAGCAGAGGAGGCAACACAGCAACCAGCUGCUGUAUCUUCUUAGAUGCAUAAUUUAGUAGUAGAUCUUGCAGCGAGUUUUAUUACAUAACAUGUGUGGUAGGCUUGUCCUAUGGUGUCAAGUUCCUAAUGGCAGCAGCACCAGUAAUGGAUUCAACAUCUCCAUGUCUACUUUUAUGCCUUUGUUCAACUCCCUGGUGGUUGGGGUUUUGUUUUUAAGCGGAUAAUAUUGUAGCAAGACAAACAAUUGAUGCUGGUUUGAAAUCUCAUUCUUUUUUCAAGUUUGACA
Molecule: messenger RNA, 1981 nt
Organism: Gossypium raimondii (Peruvian cotton)
Lineage: Eukaryota; Viridiplantae; Streptophyta; Magnoliopsida; Malvales; Malvaceae
Product: ATP sulfurylase 2
Exons: 5
Coding region: 293-1738 (481 amino acids)
Biological process (GO): sulfate assimilation
Molecular function (GO): sulfate adenylyltransferase (ATP) activity; adenylylsulfate kinase activity
Source: RefSeq, a predicted model, not a curated record